This is a messenger RNA of Paramuricea clavata, 16977 nucleotides long. Lineage: Eukaryota; Metazoa; Cnidaria; Anthozoa; Malacalcyonacea; Plexauridae. The record is from the annotation of a GenBank genome assembly.
AAACUGUUACCUCCGUUGCUUUGGGGAAAACAAACAUCCAAAAAAGGUAACUGUAUAUUAAGCAUUAUGAUUGAUUUGAUCACUUUUGUAGUUUUGUAUAGGCAUGCAAAUUCAAAUAAACUUUUAAAAUAACAACAGCUUUUUUGUGACCCUUGUUUUUCAUCACGAUGAUCUACAGGGUGUAUCAAAAUAAACGCAAUUCAUCUUUUGUGCUUAAUAACUUUCGAAAUACUAUUUCUAGGUAAACGCUUUUAGGCUUACUUCAAAGCCUGUUCUUUUCUCUUUCAAACAAACUAUUAUCCUUGUCUCCAAUGCUAGUAAUAAUUGCACAGGAAAAGAUUUAGUAAAACCUAUCAUUUUUAGUUGCUGUUUAAUUAUGCAAGUUUACUAUAUUAUGUUAUUGUUUAGUCGAUUUAAAUGUUAGAAUUUUCUUCUUUAAACUUUAAUGUUGUCGUCACUACAUCUGGAAAACCACGUAAGAACAAAUUAAAAGUAUUUUAAAAGAGACCAGGUUGUGUGAAAAUCCUAAACGAAUGCUAAAAAUCACGUCAAAACAUUCUGGUGUCUGAGCCAGAGUGUCAUCGAAUUGCGAUGUAAUGUAAACAGAAAUUAUAGCAAGUUGAUGUCAGUCAGCUUAGAUGGUCCAAGCCAAACAUCCGAAAAAGGUAACCGUAUAUUACGCAUUAUGAUUGAUUUGAUCACUUUUGUAUGGGCAUGCAAGUUCAAACAAACUUUUAAAAUAGCUACAGCUUUUUUGUGACCCUUGUUUUUCAUAUGAUCUAUAUUAUACAUGUUGAAGUUCUAUUUAAAACACGAACGGCAAUGUUUUAUCGGAUAUAAAGAUACGAGGCGAAGCCGAGUAUCUUUGGGUCUGAUAAAACACGCACUGCGAAUGUUUUAAAUUGCUUCAAAAACGAUCGAUCUAGUAAGUUCAUUGGCGAAGUAAUUUUCAAAGAAUACGUUGUGUAAGUUGAGAAAAUCAAAGUUAAAGUUUAUGUAAAUCAAGGGAAAUCUCUAUCACAUAUAAAGAUACGACACGCGUAUGAUUUUUCUUUGUGUUUUCCUCAUGAAUUAUUUGAGUUUUUGAAGAAUAUUAUAGGCCGUGCUGUGCAUGGGUUAUAGGAUUACACACUACACAUGAGGUAUAAAAAUCUUACAACUUGUCAACAAUUAAGACGUGUUCGAGGUGUAGCAAGCUUCUCAACAAGAUGUGUUCGCAACAGGCUUGUGGCAAGCUUGUCAACAAGUUGUGAUGACAAUGCUGUUAUUUCAUCAAGUUGCUACAAGGUUGUCACUCACAACUUGUUGACAAAUUGUUGAAUUGCAGGACGAUAACAAUUUGUUGGAACAACCUGUAACAAGUCUGUUGAGCUUAACAACCUUGUAGCAUGUUGUCAAGAAGCUGGAAAAACAGGGCGAACACAUCCUGUUGACAAGUUGUUGGAACAGCAUUGCUACAAGUCUGCUGCAGGUUUGUUACAACUUGUGCGUUUUUACGUGUGUACACGCGUCAAAAUCUCGUAGCUUGUCAACAAGAUGUGUUGACAAGCACAUCAUCAUCAUUAUCAUCAUCAUCAUUAUCAUCAUCAUCAUUAUCAUCAUCAUUAUCAUCAUGAUUAUCAUCAUCAUGAUUAUCAUUAUCAUAAUUAUCAUCAUUAUCAUUAUCAUCAUCAUUAUCAUCAUCACAAUCAUCAUCAUUAUCAUCAUCAUCAUCAUCAUCAUUAUCAUCAUCAUCAUUAUCAUCAUCAUCAUUAUCAUCAUCAUCAUUAUCAUCAUCAUCAUUAUCAUCAUUAUCAUCAUCAUCAUUAUCAUCAUCAUCAUUAUCAUCAUCAUCAUUAUCAUCAUCAUCAUUAUCAUCAUCAUUAUCAUCAUCAUCAUUAUCAUCAUCAUUAUCAUCAUCAUUAUCAUCAUCAUCAUCAUUAUCAUCUCACUGCUUGUUCCCAGUUACUGACAAGUCUGGAACAAGUUGUUAUCAUCUUGUAACAAGGUUGACGAGGCCAACAGACUCGCAACAAGUUGUUCCAACAAGUCUGAUAUCGUCUGCACGUCACAAGUUGAUGACAACAAGCUCGUAGCAACUUGUUACGAACAGCCUGUAUUAGUCUUGUUGGAACAACUUGUAGCAAGUCUGUUACCGUCAUCAAGCUUGUAACAAGGUGAUAACAACUUGUUCCAGACUUGUCGCAACAACUGGGAACAAUUAACGAACACAUCCUGAUAUAUAUAGGCUUCACAACAACCUUGUUACUUAUACGCACGAAAAACUUUAAAUCCGUUUAAAUGUUACUUAUGAAAUAACCAAAUAAAUAAAGCAACAGAAUUUAGUGUUCCGCAAGUUUUAGUUUGCAUUUGUUAACUUAUUUGUAAAAUGUUUAAAAAAUAGAAGGAUUCAAAGUUUUACGUGCGUACGAAAAACGCAACAGUGGAAAUCAGCCCUUAGAGUUUAUAGGCUUCUGUGAUCACAGUAUAGUAAUUUUGCGGUAGGUAAAUCCUAAAUUUUGAAGGAUUUGUAAGAAAUAUUUGGGGGAACUACAGACUCGGUGUUAAACGUUGAGUCGUUUCCCUCAAACAUUGCUUACAAGUCCUUCAAAACUUAGAAUUUAUCCAUGCAAAACUCCUACUGCGUCCAAGCUGUGAGCUUUUUCACGGGUUCUAUAAUUGUUAAAUUUAUCCCAACGCCUACACACUUAACAGCAUGUGAGCGCGACAUGAGUUUAAUUGCCGUUCAAUUAUCGAUUUAGUAUCUUUAAUAGCCUGCCGAUUUUGUUGUCAUUGAAUUGCAAGCCCCUGUUCAACAGCUUGUCAAUUUCUGCCGCCGGUAUUUCUGUCCGAGCUACCGUGAAUAAAGUUUAUGAACUUUUAGACGUUGUCAGCAAUGGCUUAUCGCAGUGUUGUAUACUUCAGACUCAAUGCACAACAUUCUGUGUGUAGAAUUCUACCUACACUCAACAUUUACUGUUUUUUUUUUUAAUCUUGACUUGUGGGAGGUCGAUUGAAUGGGCGUUUUGAAUGCUAUCCAAGCGUUUGAAUCGCUUUGUGCAUCUUGACAUUGCGAUAUAUCAAAACUUUAAUACCCGUUGUUGUUUUGAAACAUGUAUGUAAACGGUAUCGCCUUUAUUUUUGUAUACAACUUGCAAGAAUAAUUUAUUGCUUGUGAAUUAGGUUAUAGUAGUUUUUAUUGCAUUAUACGGGCGCUUUCCUUUUUAUGACCGGACUGGUCUGAUCCGAAUUUUUGUGUCUGUAUCGAUGGAAAGAUCUGGUCUAUGUUUCGCAAAUAUCUAGCGAGAAUGGACCUCAUUCUAAUUUUAAAUUUUGUGGUCAGAUAUUUCUGUAGCCCAAACUAUUUGUGUUCCAUUCAACAGUUAGACCGGUCUGGCUGUGUUAAUAGGCCAAGCUUCGCGUUUCCGGGAACGGCAAAUGGCAUGCAGGUUCGAAAUUUCUUGGCAAAAUUUUCGUUGAACGUUUUCGUUUCAUAUGUAAAUCUUUCUUGCGUCGAAAGAAUAAUUAUGUAUUUCAGUUUUAAGACAGCAAGUUUAUUUACUCUUUAUUGCGUGAUACCAUAAAAUUUUUCUUUGCCUGGCGUUUGCCGUCUGACGUGUAUAACGCAAAGCUUAAACUGUCUAUUGGAAAGCGCCCUACGUAGCCUACUUUGGCGUCUUUGCAAAUUUGAAUCGUAUAUGGAGCGAAUAAUGUAUACUACGUAAGUCUACGUUUACGGGAUAUAGCUUCCCGUAUAACGGCGCAAAAAAGCACCUAUCUGAUACGGAAUGUACAACUUUCGGAAGCUGAGCGAAACAACAUCUCUCCGUUGCAAUAAUUCCUCUGAACAUAGCGUUCCUAAAAGGUACGGAUAGGUACGGAGAGGAUCCUAUAUAUAUACAUUCAAGUCUGAGUACAAGUCCAAUCCCAAAUUUCAAGCCCAAGAUUUCCGAGUCAGGGUGCGAUAAUUCGCGUACUUACGUACCGGAAGUACGCCGAUAUUACGGUCUGGUAAUUCUUUGUUUUCAGCCACGUAUACCACGUAUAGGUACGCGGUGCUCUUGCUAUCUCCGUACUUACUCUUUGCUGGUACCACAUGACCUUUCCUAGCCCAAGGUAUUCAAAACCGUAAUUUAGUUGGUAUAUCAUGUGUCUGACAUGUCUUGGCAUGAAACAUGAUUGGACCACUGAUGGCACUAAGAAACAGUCGUUUGUUUGUAUAUAUACAAUUGUGCUUCUUUUUCUAUACCUUGUGAUCUGAACAUACUUUUCAGAAACCUGUACUUUAUGAACCUUAUUUUAAUGACUAAGGGCCUAUUCAUAUGGGCAAAAGUUAUCCCAGUUAGCGAGAAAACUUUUCGACAAGUUUACAAGCGAGAUCUCGUCAUGGUAUGAAAAUAAUAUGAAAAGUUGCACUGCGUUCAUAUGAGACAAAAAGUUUUCCCGUGUACCGAGAUCUCGCUUGUUGACAGGCGAGAUCUCGGUGACCGGGAUAAUGUUUUUCCCAUAUGAACACAACUUUCCCGCUUAGCGGGAUAACUUUCUGUCGUGUCAGCAACUUUUCAAUUCAAUUGAUGUUCAGUGCCACGUCACAGCCGAAAACUUUACCCGGUAAGCGGGAUAAAGUUUCUCCAUAUGAACAGAACAAAAGUAUUUGGCUAGUCGAAAAAUUUUCUCGUUAACCGGGAUAACUUUUGCCCAUAUGAACAGGCCCUAAAUACACACAUUGAUACUGGGUUUGUGGAAGUACAAGGCAACAACCAUUGGGGUGUAAAAGGAAAUGAGGUUGCUUCGAAAAUAGAUUAUAGAGCUAAUGAUUAUAUAUUUCGACAAUACACAGACACGGCUUAGUUGCAUUUUUGGUGGCAAACAGAUCAGACUAUAUAGACUUAUAGUAUCACUAUUAGUGAUAUUCAAUUUGAAUGGAGAUCAUGACAUGAUUUAAAUCUUAUACUACCUUUUAAUUAUUAUAAUUCAAUGCUUUUCCGUCUGAUCUAGCGAAAUAUAUCUUUUUACGAAAGUCAUUCACUUUAAUUGUUCCAUUUAUUUUAUUGAGACACACACCUUAUAAGACCUCAAUUUUGACAAUAUUGUGAAAUUUAAAAUUGCUACAUUUGCAAAAAAACUGUCAAGUGAUUCAUCGAAAUUUCCCAUACAUAUUUCAUGAUUACCUUAUACCAAUAUCUGAUAUUCACAGCUAUAUCUAGACUGUCUGCCAGUGGCAAUUUCUAUCGGCCAAAAGUAAGAACUAAUUAUGGUCAAUCCACCAUCAAAUUUAUUAUCUCGAAGCUGUGGAAUUGUAUUCCACCUUAUUUAAAACAUUUAAAUAUUGAAGCCUUUAAAAUACAGCACAAACAGUCCCUCCUAUCCCGUGCCUGAUAUAGUCUUAACCUACUUGUCAAAUUAUGAAUUAGAAGCUAAAUAUUCAGAUAUGUUUACUUUGCCAUAACGAUCUUCUACUUUCUAUUAUAUUCUAUGUAAAAUUAUUAACAUGCAGUAGCCAACUCGAAAGCUCACGCUACUUUGGCUACUGCGCACAUGCAUCCAAUCUAACUUUAUAAUAAUAACAUUAUGUAAUAAUUCUUAAGUUCUAUAAUCUCAACAGAUAACUUGUAAAUACUAAUACCAUGUGCAUAAUAAUUCUUUCUUUCUUUCUUUCUUUAAAUCGGCCUUCGCACUGCUUUGCGCUGUAUGUUUUAAUACAUGUCAAAUUACUAAAAACAAGUCACGUGGUGUUUCCAUACUGGCAUAUAUUUUGUCGGAGUUGUCGCGGAAAAGAUCGUUGGAAAAUUAAGCUUGAAGCCUUGAAACGCGUGCCGCGAUAGAGCAAUUUGUGCUGUUUUACCAGUAGUAACAUGGGCCCUAAUUUUAACGAAGCGUUGAGUCGAGUAUAUUAACGAGGAAAUUCAAUGGACCUAUUACCUAAUGAACAAAAUUUUGAUCUACACAAGUCUUGAUCUAGACAUCACAGCUUGAAAGAGCAUCACAAAUUAGUAAUAUUCCGAAGUUUCGUUGCGAAAUGUUGUAAAAUGCGGAUAAUAUAACCCUGCGAAGUUUGCCGUUUUUCAGUCAUUUUGUAUUACGCACGGGAAAUUGAUACGCCUUUCUGAAAAAAGGUAUCAAUUUUCCGUGCGUAAUACAAAAUGACUGAAAAACUUCGCAGGGCUAUUAUUAUCCGCAUUUUACAACAUUUCGUAACGAAACUUUGAAAUAUUACUAAUUUUGUGAUGCUCUUUCAAGCUGUGGUGAAAUUUUUGUCUGGACUUGUCUAGAUCAAAAUUUUGUUCAUUAGGGAAUAGGUCCAUUAGUAGACUCGUACAGCCAGAACUUGUGAUCUAAUUUCCAAAGUCCAAAGGAGUCGAGCCCAUGCAAGUCAUGAUGUAUACCCUAGCUCACGUCCAGAUUCGAGUCCUAUACAACACUGAUGUAUAGAUUCCAGCUGUGGAUUAGAUUCGAAAAUCCUAGAUAUAUUGCAUGUGGAGCUCAAGCAGGCUGGCCCACUAAGCGUUCAUCGGCAUCUUCGUGUAAUCACAGUUACGAGAGGCAGGCGGUAAGGGAAUGUUAUGGUGUGAGAAGAUUCUACAAGAACCACUCCACCGUAAUCAGAAAAAUGGAAGCUGGGGAAAUUCUAGACAGGACAGUGUCUUUAUAGGGGUGUUUACACUACCGAAGUUUUUGUGAUCAAAGUAUGAAUUUGUGUGAAAUAUUUGAUGGAACAACAAGUCGGGUUCCAUCAAACAUUUCUUACAAAAUACAAAUCCUUCAAAACUUAGAAUUUACCCAUGCAAAAUUCCUACUGUGAUCACAGAAACUUUGAUAGUAUAAGCCAAGGUUAAUCACACCAGUGCAGCUGAGCGCAGGGGGGAAGGUUGAGGUGGGGCCGAAGCUAGUGGGAGAAUUCUACUCAGUACACAAUGGAGGCAGCAGUCGUAUUUACAAGCUAACACCUAAUUUUAAUGUAAACCUUCUAUUUUUAAUAAUUUCUUUUCAUUUUUUUUGACAAACGAUAUGUUAUCACUUUGUUUUGUUUUGUUUUCCCGAGAAUCUCAAUGUUUCUUUGUUUCCAGAUUCGAGGGAAAACAAAACUAAUUAGUAUUUCCCGAGGAAACAGACAUUAAAUAGCGACGACAGAAAAAUCAACAACAUUCAUACAACAAUUGUAUUUCAUCGCAAAAACUCUAUAGUAUCAUGCAACGAGUUUAAAAUCAAAAGAACCUAUACUUAAACGGUUUCAGCAGCAUAUCCCGUUGCCUGUUGUGUAUUUUUAUUCUCUUUUACGUUUUUAUUUUAACACAAACUUGGAAAAUCGUAGUUUAUAAGCUUGUAAGUUGCGCCGCCAUUUUGUAUAUAUUUAUACUAUAAACGCGUAUAGCCGUUCGGUGCGGGCAACAAUUUUUCACAUUGCAUUCAUCUAAAACCACAUGACCACAAAUCAGCCAAAGCAGGUCUUGUGUUCAUCCUACGACAAUAUACAUUCUUGUUCUCUCAUGAUAUUUGUAUUCGCUGUUUGCAUCGUCUAUAUACCGUAUAUUCCCCACACUUAUACGCUCUGACAAAAAGUUCUUAUGUAUAGUCUGAUGACUCUGAUCUACGAUAGCUUAUUUCGAGGGCGAAUGGGAUUUUCGGUUUUGCGGGUAUCGCUAUUUUUAAAACAGUUUCUCGGUUUUCGCGCAAGAAACUGCGGUUUGUCGGUCUUCCUUGUGGGGUUUUCCGAUUUUAGCAGCGGUUUUUCGGAUUUCGUUUCUAGUUCCUAAUUAUUCGGUAAUUUCGAAUGAAUUGCAGUAGAAACCACGCUAAUUCGAACUCCCAAGCCAAGCGAAAACUGUUUGGAUUAGCAGGGGUUCGAGCUAUUAAUGGGUUCGGUGCGUGUCGGAUUUCGUUGAUUAUGCUAAAUAAUUAAUAGGCUAUAUAUAGACUUAUUAUAGUCGUUUUAUUAUCCAUCACAAUUGUGAGCCAUUAAGCAAGGGUGGGUAGUAGCGAAGUAGUUGUAGUUCGCUACUGUAGCGAACUACAAUUUUCAAGUAGCCAGUAGUUUUUGACUACUUUUUUAAAUCAGUAGCUGUAGUUAUAGCGAACUACAUUAUGCCUAAAAGUAGCCAAGUAGUUGACUACUUUUCAAACAGCGAAUCGUUAUUUGCUACUUUUUAAAAUUGUUUUUAACCUUGAUAGAAUAGCAUGAUAUUGAGACACGGUUUGCUUAAAAUCAAUACUCAAUAGUCAAUUUGCACUCCUGAACACUGUAGUGCUUACAAAAUGUUGCUUUGUGUUUACUGUUGCUACUCGUAAGUCGAUUUGUUAUAGAUUACAUUACAGCCUGAGUUAGUUGAUGCUCCAAUAUAGUAAAACUAAAAAAUAUAGUGUAGCGAAAUAGCGAAAUAAUUCGCUACAUUUUUUAAGCAGUAGCUGUAGUCAGUAGCGAACUACCUUUGUUCAAAAGUAGCAGUAAUUGUAGCUGACUACAUAUUUUUGAAGUAGCUGUAGUUAUAGCGAACUACAAAAAUUUUGUAGUCAACCCACCCUUGCCAUUAAGUCUGAUUUCUAUAUGGUCGUAACGGUCGUAAAGAUUGAGUCACGAUCUUUCUCAUCAGCCCAAAUACAACAUUUUAGAACUGAAAAUACGCGGAGUGCUUAUAACUAGAGAAUACUUAUGAUUUAGCCUAUAUCAGUAUAUGUGGUUUACAGGUAUAAACCGGCUAUUAUAAACUGGCCGUUGAGAAAGAUCGUAACUCUAUAUUUUUACGACAAUAUCGAAACCAGGUUUAAGCGACAAUAAAUUACUGUAAUAAUUGGGUCAAAUCCAUGCAGGGGGAAUUGCGUUUAGUCCGAAUUAAGCGAGUCCUUGUUAGCGGGGUUCACUAUAAUUAUGCGCGCCAGCUGAGCGCUAUAAUAUUCCGUUGUCAAGGGAAUUUUUAGAAAAGUUUCCUGUCAUGAAAACGAUUUCUUCAAUAUGGAAAUUGGAAAUAUUUUUUCAUUUCUAGAAAGUCGAUGGGAUCAGUUUCAGCCUAAAGAAAGUCUAAAUAUUAAGGUAUGUUGUCACGGGUAAAUUAAACCACUAAAAGUGUGUACGCCUUCAAUUUUAAGAUCCAGUUGUUGUUUAGUGCAUGUAUAUGUGACACGUGAGCUAUGAACGUGAAUCUCGCGCGCGAUAUACGCACGUAAAAACGCACAAGUUGUUAUAGGUCUGCAUACAAGUUGUUUGACAAAUCUGUUCACAAGCUGUCGACAAGUUGUGUUCGCACUGCUUGUUCCCAGUUGUUGUAACAAGUUUGGAACAAGCUGUUAACAACUUGUAACAAGCUUGAUGGCAUUAUCAGACUUGUUACAAGGUUUUUCUAACAAGUCUGAUACAGUUAUGAUAUAACAAGAAUGUUACAAGGUUGUUCUAACAAGUCUGAUACAGUCAUGAUAUAACAAGAAUGUUACAAGGUUGUUCUAACAAGUCUGAUACAGUCAUGAUAUAACAAGAAUGUUACAAGGUUGUUUUAGCAAGUCUGAUGCAGUCAUGAUAUAACAAGAAUUUACAAGGUUGUUCUAACAAGUCUGAUACAGUCAUGAUAUAACAAGAAUGUUACAAGGUUGUUCUAACAAGUCUGAUACAGUCAUGAUAUAACAAAAAUGUUACAAGGUUGUUCUAACAAGUCUGAUACAGUCAUGAUAUAACAAGAAUGUUACAAGGUUGAUGACACAAGGUUGUAACAAUAUUGUUAUAUCAUGAAUGUAUCAGACCUGUUGGAACAACCUUGCAACAAGUCUGAUAAUAUCAACAAGGUUGUUACAAGUUGUUAACAGCUUCUUCUAAACUUGUUGAUAACUUGAGACAAGCAGUGCGAACACAACGUGUUGACGGCUUGUUGGCAGACUUACUACAAGAUGUAAGAUUCUUGCGUGUAUAUACUCGUAUCACAGGAAGAGCACCCACGUAUAUGUUUGCAGGAAGCUUAUAUAAACGUUUCCUGACGAUCGUUGAUAAUGACGUUCAAGAUAUAUUGAUAUCUGGCUUGUUUUGUCGAAGAAAGAGUUCUAUUUGAUAUAGAACAGCUGCGCUGAGAAAUAUAAACAAAAUUCUUUCGACGUUUCGAACGAAAGCCCUUCGUAUUUUUAUCGCAUUCCUGCUCCGCUCGUGUUCCAAGAUCCGCCAUGUAAAGUGUAGUGAAAUGUAUCUUAGUCCUAGUCGUAUAAAUCAUAGCCAACCAAAGCCUCUGCGGAGGAGAGAAAAAUUGCCGUAUGUGUUACAAAAACAUACAAAGAUAUGUUCAUCAAGAUAUAUGUUCAUCAGAACUAGCUAUUAAAAAAGGUCUAAAAUCAGUAUCUAAAUAUUGAACGUCACUAAGAAUAUUGUAUACUUACAAUAACUUACUUACAGAUUUAUUUAGCCACGCUGCAGUCAUACACAACAUAGUUGUAAAAUACAGUCUGUCGAUUUUCAGAUGAGGCGUGUUAUACUUACAAACUAUUUUAACUCACAUCCUAACCUAAGUCUCUGGUAUAGUGGACAUACUGCGUUUAAAUUGGUAAAGCGAAGAUGCCUUUUUCGCCUCAGAAGGAAGACUAUUCCACGGUAUUGCACCACUAUAUAUACUUAAAACUUCGUUUAAGAUAGUUUGUUUUAGGUUUUGGAAGUGCUAGAUCAGUAUCAUUACUUCGAAGAUUAUAUUCUCUGUUAAGAUAUUUAAUUUUUAUAAAUGUUUCUCUACGACUUGGAGCGGACUGCUCAUUAAGAAUUUUGUACAUCAAAAUGCUCUUCAGCCUAUGACGUCUUACAUCGAGCGUGGACCAUUGCAGGUCCUCCAGUCUGUUCAGCGUAGGUGUCUGUUUAUAUUAAGAAAGAUCUGACUGUGUUCGUUUUGAGUACGAUCUGUUAACUAUACUAAGUGAUGGAAAGAGACUGCUUUUGUAUCUAUAGACCUAUAGAGUCCUAGUCCUGGCCUGCCAGUCUAAAAUGUUUUGGCAGGUGAAAUAAAUUUUAGCCUGCCAUUUUUAUUCAUUGAACUGCCAAAAUGGCGAUUUCUCGUAUGAGUCAUCUUGAUGGUGUGCAUUUUUAUUCUUUUUGAACUUGUCUAUUUUACUACAGUAAACGUGGAUUUACAUUUCAAAUAUAAACGUAUUUAGUCAACUAAAUGAUCUAAGUAUAUAUGAGUUGUGGUAAGCAAAUGAAACGAAAUAUAUCUAUAGAAUUUGACCUGCCAUUUUUUUUGCUUGGCAGUUCCUGCCAUUUCUAAAAGGUCGAAUCGAAUGCUUUCUAAGGCCCCCUACAUGGCGUGGCGCCACCUUGGACCUGCAGAAAAGUUUGUAUAGCGUUCCCCCAGCGUGUUGACAAGCUCUUAAUGGCUUGUUGACAACUUUCUUCAAGGUUGUUGACCCAACAAACUUUUGUCACGAAAGGAAUACCGAAUGGUUUUCCGUGCGGGAUUGCGUGAUCCAUGCAUGCACGAGGGAUGUCGCGAGACUUUCGGAAAGCGUAAAAUACUUUCCUCAUUUGAAAGAACUUUUGAAACUAUAUAUUAACUUCUUUUACCGAUUUCUCAUAUCUUGCUUAGUUCUCGAAAUAUUUUCACUUGAAGUAAUGAGAUGUCCGCCAUCUUGGAUAAAUUUUUGAUCUCAUUAACGGUAGUUUUGGUGACAUUACAACAGGGAUUAUCAUAUAAAAGUACUCUUUGCCGACCAAAUAUUGAUUGGUAGAUGUUUUAAAGGUUUUGAGUGAUCUUGAUAUUUCGAAGGGCAGACAGAAUAUAGUUUUGAGUGCAAAAUGAUUAGUGGUUGUCUAGAUAAAAAUAUUGCACCCCUGUUGUGACGUGAUAUGCAUAUCUAGAAAAAUUGAAGAUAGCGGACAUUUCGAUUCAUUCCUUUCGAUAAAAAUAUUUGUAAAAGUACAGUUAAUAAAAUAAGACUACGGUAGAAGUAAGCAAGAUAUGGAAAAACGGUAAUGGAGUAUUAUAUAUAACAGUCUUAAAAGUUCUUUCAAAUGAGAAAAUAAAAAAAAUAUAUUGCAUUUAAUUCCUUUAACAUGAAUUCGGACCCAUCAACCAGACCUUUGCGCUUGAAUUCGUGUACUUUGUACAUAUUUAGACGGUUUGACAGCAUUAUUGGACGUGUAUAUAAUUAUGACAUUGCCAAUAGUUAUUUUCAAUUUCAAAUAUAUAUAAUUAUAAAUGUUAUAUAAAUGUGAAAAGCCAUUAACAUAAAACAUCAUAUAUAAUUAGUUCAUGCUGAAUUUCCUGGUCGCCAUGUAAUUCUUAUCUGUUUCCGAAAAACACGUGUGUAUAUUUCUUUAAUUGCUAAUAGAUUGAAAAUAGGAAAGAUUUUUUAUAUGGAAUAAGAAUUAUGUCUGAAAAUUAAUUUGCCAAGAUAAAGAUGACACAGCCUGACAUUUAUCUUUACGUGGGCGUUAGUUUAUAUUCGGAAACAUUCAAAUUAUUUAUUUAUGUUUUUUUUGUUAACAGCCUGACAAGUUGUUUGGCGUUUGCGGUUUGGAAAACAUGUAAUAUUUUGUGCAAUUUUGGUCUAUUUUUUCAUUAUUUUUGUAUCGUUUUAAUGUGAGCUAUAUUGUGAAAUUAUUUGUUUAACAUACAAUAAGAUUAUAUAAUAUAUCAAAUAAUACAGUUUAAUUCAUUCGCAUGCGUGUGGAUUGAGCGAAUAUUUAAUUAAAUGCACAAAAUUUGAAAUAUAUUAUUUUAGUCUGAAAUUUAAAUUGCAAAAACUAAAAGGCAAUUUAAGUUAGUUUAGUUUUCCUUCUGUAGCAACCCUGGAUCUGUAACAGAUGACUCUUUCUAGAUCUCUAGGGAGAACACAGUUUAGAACUGAUAGAGCUAUCCAGUAUAAAUAAAGUUAGUUUAGUUUAGGUUUCCUCCUGUAGUAACACUGGAUCAAUAAGAGAUGAUUCUUACUGGACCUCCAAGAAGAACAGUUUAGAACUGAUUGAGCUAUCCACUAUAAAUAAAGUUAGUUUAGUUUAGGUUUCCUCCUGUAGUAACACUGGAUCAAUAUAAGAGAUGAUCCUUACUGGACCUCUAGGGAGAACAGUUUAGAACUGAUAGGGCUAUAUAAUAUAAAUAUAGUUCAAACAAAAACAUGCCAAAAUAAAUUAAAAACAUGAUUAAUUGUUUCUCCGUCCAGGAUUUAAAAAAUGCCAAUAUUUUCAAAACAUACACGCGGUGAUCCAUGUAAAGGGGAAAAUAAUGAUUAAUUUCAAAGACAUAUACAAUCACUGUAUAGAUCGCACAAUUUUUUCUCAAAGGCAGAUAACUAAACUAAACUAAACAUAUGUAGGAAUUUUACCAAAAAUAAGCCAAAGUUUAAAAUAUCUCAAAUGUGGGGUCCACGUUUAGAGAGUAUAUUCUUCAAUAAACCUGCGCAAAUGUAUCUAAUAAUUUAUCAUGAAAGCAUUCAUGCUGGGCACUAACUUAGAGUGGUUUCCACAUGCAUCUAUGCUGGUAUCUGGUAUCUUAAUUGACCAAUAGGAACGCAGCUUUUAAUACAAUAAGCCAAUGAUAACGAAGCCACGCAGUAUAUAAGAUGAGCCCUCGAAACCCGUACAGCAAUUCGUACAUCGAGCUGCCAACGACGUAGCGAUUAUACCAAGAGUUUAAGUAUAUAGUUUAAUUAAUAAAUAUGAAUUCGCAAAGUGUCCUGAUAUUUUUCCUAGCAACUUGUGUGCUUCUAAAUUGUUUAAACGAUGCCGAAGGCUUUGUAUUUAAAAGGAUAAAUGACGUGCGAAGGAAGAGCAGCAAGAAAGCUAAAAAAAUGCUGAAGAAGGAAUUGAGAAUGAUUCGCAAAGCAUCCCGAGAAAUGAAACUAGCACAGCAGUAUGUAGCAAAAGCAUUAGCAUGGGAAAAUGCGUUUUUAAGUAAGUGAUAUUCUUUCUUGAUGUUCUUCUUAUUUUAUAUUUAGAAGCGUAGGAUUCUCAUUUUUAUUUAACGUUGGAUUCCUAGAGUUAAGUCUUUCUGAGUUGAGAAUGGUUAGAUCAUGCAGAGGUAGUAUAUGUUCUUGAAUGUAGGCUACCUUAAAAAUUGAUCUGAUGUUGUACACAACUCGUGUGAAAAUCUUUAUUACCUCCAAUUGCUGAAGAGUAUUUACAACGAAAUAUAUAAAUAUAUAUACAUGUAUACACACACACACACAUACAUACUUUACUUAUACAUACAAAUAAAACUAACUAAAUUGAAAUUACACUAGUUUGAAAGUAGAGUUAUAAGUUUCUCUGAGCUUUCUUCUUCGUGAAGAAUCUUGUAUAUGUGAAUUUAAUUAAUUAUUUAAAAAAGGAUGCCAAGUGUUCUUAGUUCUACAAAAGCCCUGAGUAUUUAAACUGAAUCUUAAAAUUUGGCAUGUUUACAACCUGUUAGAAGUAUUAACGAGAUUAUCUGAUUUAAGAGAUUUGUUUGUUUUGAGAUUUGGCACAAUUUUCAAUUCUUCUGUCGAUAAGGAUAUUUUUUAUUUGUUUAUUUUUUGCGAACCGAUUUGUUUGUCAAAGUUUCCAGCGCUAAACUCCGGAUUUCGGUCAGUACAAAUAAAGAUAAGACGGUAUUGUUUCCAAGAUAAUGUUGUCUUAAACGUGGUCCAUGCCGCUUCAAGCGACCAUUGUGCAAAGCCAAGUCUAUACAGGCGUCUUCUUAUACAUUCCUUUAUUCGUGGGAAGGUCCCUUUUACAACGAGAUACCGUUGGCUCUGUUGUCAAAACUAGCGCGUUUCAGCUCUGGGAAAAGAUUGUGAAAAGACCGAGUCAACACUCUGCCGAAACUCAAUGGGAUUUUUUCCACUGCCUCCCAAAGAUUGUGUCGUAUUCGAGACCAUCGAUAGUUCAACUACCAUUUUUCAUUUUAUCAUAACAACGGAUCUCUUAAUUGAAAAUUUGUUUGCGCAGAAACAAUUGACAAUCGCGUCGUUUAAGCCAAGAUCAACAAACGGUUUUUGUUCAUGAUUUCAUCAAUGCGUUGGAGGAAUGGUUUAAACAAUUGUUAAACACGGAGUCAAUUCCCUCAAACAUUUCUUGCAAAUCCUUCAAAACAUAGAAUUUACCCACGCAAUAUUUCCUACUGUGAUUACAGAAAUUUUGAUAAUGUAAAUCAGUCUUUUUGAUCAAUUUGAAAACACAGUUUUGAUUCCAACAUUGAGCUAAUUAUAUUCUUUAUAAGUAAACUCUCAAGCUGAAAUUUAGUUCACUGCUUUACUUGUAGAGCUGUUCAGUCUACAGAGAUUGGUGAUGAGUUUUUACCCUUUAUAAGUGCACGAGAUUUAAACUCUCAACCUUCAGGAAUCUAGUCCAUUGCAUGCUCUAGCUGUUGAGCUAGCAAGUCUACAGAGAUUGCUGAUGAGUUCUUAUUCUUUAUAAGUAUACACGAGAUUUAAACUCUAAACCUUCGGGAAUCUAGUCCACUGCUGUACCUGUUGAGCUAUCAAGUCUACAGAGAUUGGUGAUGAGUUUAGUAUUCUUUAUAAGUACACAAGAUUUAGACUCGAAGCCUUCAGCAGUUCAGGAAUCUAGUCCAUUGCAUCUGCUCUAGCUGUUGAGCUAGCAAGUCUACAGAGAUUGCUGAUGAGUUCUUAUUCUUUAUAAGUACACGCGAUUUAAACUGUAAAGACUAAACCUUUAGGAAUCUAGUCCUCUGCUCUACUUGUUGAGCUAUCAAGCUUACAGAGAUUGGUAGCGAGUUUUGUCAUUCACGAUAACGGGGUUUUGUAUUUUCUCUGUUCAUUUCAACUCUAAAAUCUCGCCACAGCAAGGAAUAUAUAAAGAAAACCAAAAAAAUACCCAACCAUGCAUGGAUGCGUGCAUAUAUUUACCUUAUGGAGUUAUGCUUUAGAAUAAUAGAGAGAUUAUAAAGCGAUCAAUAUCUUAUCGACAGGAAACGUAUCGGAACCGCGUAUUCCCCUCCGCAAAAUAGUGUACGGAAGUCGCUGACGCUACCCACCAAAACAUUUAGGUUGCGAUAUCAACAGGAACAUUUGUGGUUAGGUCUUAACAUUGGCAAUGUAAAACUUCUGACGUAGUGUGUGGGCUGCCAAUGAUACCGAAAUCCUGAGGAAACGGAACUAGCCGGCAUCUACAAUUCCUUAUAAGAUAGACCACGGAUAGACUUCCUCAGGGAGUUAUCAUGGAAUUUUGCAUUUUGAAGAUAAAUUACCGAAGGUUAUUGUAAAUAGAAAGUGUAGCAGAAAGGAAUUCAGAUCACACAAAUGAUCUAGCAUUGAACCGGACACUUGACCUUGUGGGACAAAUAUAUAAACGAUAUUCCUCCUCGAAAGAUAAUAUAACUCAAAGGUUACCCACAUCAAAAAUACCCUCUGGCUUUGCCAAGGUAGUGCAUGUUUUUUAUUGUGGGCUACCUUGAAUGUUACACAGAACUUAUGAUGUGGGUUAAGUCUCUCUGAGUUAACACGACACUACUCUUUACACACAUGCAUGAGUUCGCUUUAAGGUAGCCCACAUUCAAGAACAUGCAUGUACUAUCUCUGCAUGAUCUAACCAUGCUUAACUCAGAGAGACUUUACUCACAUGAAUUCUGUACAACAUCAGAUCACUUUAAGGUAACCCACAUUCAGGAACAUGUACUACCUCUGCAUGAUCUAACCAUGCUUAACUCGGAGAGACUCAACUCUAUACUCACACGAGUUUUGUACAACAUCAGAUCACUUUAAGGUAACCUACAAUCAAGAACAUGUACUACCUCUGUAUGAUCUAACCAUGCUUAACUCAGAGAGACUCUACUCGCAUGAGUUCUGUAUAACAUCAGAUCACUUUAAGGUAGCCCACAUUCAAGAACAUGUACUACCUCUGUAUGAUCUAACCAUGCUUAACUCAGAGAGACUUAACUCUAUACUCACACGAGUUUUGUACAACAUCAGAUCACUUUAAGGUAACCUACAAUCAAGAACAUGUACUACCUCUGUAUGAUCUAGACUUAGGUCUACUUACAUCAGACCACUUUAAAGUAUCCCACAUUCCAUAUUAUACCACGAAAAUUCUCUAACUCAUGUUAAUCUUUGUUUUUCUCUAUAGAAUAA